Macrosiphum euphorbiae (potato aphid) is the source of this 666-nucleotide messenger RNA. The record is from the annotation of a GenBank genome assembly. NCBI's taxonomy places the organism in Eukaryota, Metazoa, Arthropoda, Insecta, Hemiptera, Aphididae.
AUGGAAAACAGAAGGACCGAAAGUAAUGUUAUCGAGAGUGAACCGGAAGAGGAAAACGAAGAUGAAUCAGAAAUAGUGAUGAAUGUGGAAGAUCCUGAUGUCUGUGUAGUCGACUCGGAAGUAAAGACACCAAAAUCUCUAAAACAAAAGUCUGUCAAAAGACCAAAAAUGUCUUUUGAAGACAACUUAUUACAAAUGUUGAAAGGUAGAAAAGUUGAAGAUCCAGUUUCUUCUUUUCUCAUGUCGUUGGCGCCACAAAUCAGAAUGUUAAAUCAAGAAAAACAAAAUCAAAUUUUUAUUGAAUUCUUGCAGACCAUACAAAGAGUUUCUUCUACAAACCCUAACCAAAGUACAUACAUUCCCCCAACAGCUAAUAAUGUUGUGAACUGGCCCAUACAACACCGCGCCUCAACUUUCUAUGACCGUUCUUAUAACACAUAUCCGACCGCAAUAAACCAUCAUCCUAAUCAUCUCGACAUAACACCAGCUUCAUCCUCGUUAACUUCUUCAGGACUAGAUCCUUACCAAUUGGUAUCUCCUGCGAGUGAUGCCAACCCACAUCAAUACUAUGAUUGUCAUACAAAUUCGUCUCAAACAGUAACAGCUCCUGGUUCUCCAUCGACAACACCCUUCAAUUAUUCAAGACUGAAUAACACCAAUAAAUAA